Topomyia yanbarensis is the source of this 1085-nucleotide messenger RNA. RefSeq lists its product as uncharacterized. The transcript has 6 exons. NCBI's taxonomy places the organism in Eukaryota, Metazoa, Arthropoda, Insecta, Diptera, Culicidae. The record is from RefSeq and is a predicted model, not a curated record. Bases 309 to 818 code for a protein of 169 amino acids.
AUUAGCAAAACGUCGGAAGUACGUUUUCUUGUAUUUAUUUCAUUUUGCCGAUACGACAUAAAAUUUUUUUUUCGAUUAUGCGAGUUUUUGACUGUCUGCAGCGAUUUUACAUUGCAGAAGGCUUUUCUCAUUGAAUAGUAUGUUACAAAUUGAUGGAUGAACUUUGUGCCAAUGCACCGAAGAACAACAGAAACUGCUUAAUCUGGUGACAAAGGAUUUCGAUUACAAUAGUAGAUUUAUGUCCAGGUGAAACAAAACAGAUUUUUUAUCAAUACAACAUUGCCUCCUAAAUAUCGAACAUAAUAAGUAUGGUCUGGUUAGAAUCAUGCUGGUCUCCGUGUAUAUGGACAAAUUCAGUGAAAACGGGCAGUUAUGCCGUAGCAGCAUACACCGUUGCUAUGUGUGUGGUCUUGAUCACAAUGACUACCUAUAUGCUAACCGGAGGAGAUUCAUCUCAAUUAUACAGCCCGCUGUUUGAAACGGACAUUCGCGAUUCAAUGCAGGUUGUUGGAGGAUUCUUUAUCGCAUACUUCAUCUUGUUGAUUCUUUCCGCCGUCGGAAUAUGCUAUUCGCUGAAAACAACCACGCGAGGAUGGAUGCUGCCAUGGUUGACGCUUUUUGGAGUGGCAAUUCUGUUCCAAUUCGUAUUCGGGCUAUGGUUGAUCGGUGGAUACUACAUUUAUCUACAACAAACAUUCUCCAGCUUGAUUUUGUGGGUCUGGAUGGCAUAUAAUAUUUACUGUUGGAUGUGUGUUUAUUCACAGUACCAAAUAUUCGUUGACAUGCAAUCACCCAACAUCGAGCUUUUGAUGCCUUAAAAAUGUGAGAAAUGAGCUUUUGAUGCCUUAAAAAUGUGAGAAAUGAAGGAUGAUAUUCCAGUAACUAUAGAAGUAGUUUUUUAAAGUACAAUUUUACACAUUUUUAAAAAUCGACUUUUGAGAGCAUUUGUUGUACGGCAUUGAAAAGCCGUACAUAUAUUUUAUAAGAUUAUUACAAACACCACGACUCUAUCAUUACAAUUUAGAAAAAAUGUAAAUGCAAACUUUACCGUCCACAAAAUAUAAAAAGCGUUGCAUUUUUCACAA